AUAAAUUAUAAUUUCCCCCUGACUUACAACUUCAUAUAUACGGCUUUUUUUAAAUCUACCGUUAUAUUCUACUCUCUUUUUAACUUUUGAGAGAGCGAAUCUGAAGUCGUGAAUAUUUUAUAAACAAAAAAUAAUCUCUGCGCACUGUUAGCAACAUUUUGUUUGCUUUGUGUUUUUAUUUACAUGUCUUUUUGAGAGUAAAAUUUUGCUUUGCUGCAUCUUCUUAUCAAGGUCUUUUCGAGAGUAAAAAAAAAGGGAAAUUAUUUGAUAUCAUUAUUUUUCAUAUCCCGGUUUCAUCAGUAGGUAAAGGAAAUAAAGGAAGUAAAGGAAUUUUCACAUCGUUAUAGACGUUAUACACAUUUAGUGAAAUGAAAUAAAGUUUGCUUUUUUAUUUCAUUAUAUCAAUACAUAAAAAAACAGGAUAUUAAAACCAAUUUAAACUAAGCAAAAAUUUCAAUAGCAAUUCAUUUAUUGAGAGGAUAGACAAAAGCGAAUAAGAUUAUUGUUGGUAUUUAAUUUUCUUAGAAGAAUUUAUAGUGUUAACAUUAUCAAAAAAACUUUUGUAAAAAAAUUAUUAUGUAUGGAUUCUAAAAUUGUUAAUAUAGAGAUUUUAGUUAUCUAUUUUUUAUUACUGAUCCCUUGGCCUCAAACCCAAGUUAUAAAAUUUUUAUGCUCCAAAGAUAGCAGUCGUUUAGUACGCAAGAUAGUUCGUUCAAAAUGGACUCCAAUUUUAGAUAAAUAUCAGGUUAAGCUUCCUUUGGAAUGUCCUUUGCAUCCCUUACGCGAUCUAUUUGCACCGCGACAAGAUGCCAAAAAACGUGAUAGACCCACACAGUGGACGUGUCGUUUGUGUGGCAAAAGUUUCUAUCAAGAGAAAUUUUUGGAUUUACACUUUGAGAGCCGACAUAAAACAACGAUAAAUGAGGCUGAAGAUGCCGUUUGUUUGGCGGAAUUUUGCGAUAUAAUGCGUUGCGAGGUUUUUCAGACAGAAGAGUCGUCUAGCUUGAAAGUAGGCGAUCAGCACAUAAGCACUGACAUAGAAGUAUGGGGCGAUUCAUUUGGUCAAAAUUCAGCAUUAGCUAAAGCGAAUCUAGCCUAUUUAAGUAUAUUACCAUUAAGAACUUCCUCCAUUGGUGCGUCACGAGCGGCUAGAGUACAAAAUCGUCAAUUAUGUCAGGAACAAAUUGGCCAAAAAAAAUUUCAACAGACUGAUAAUCAGAACACCAACGAGAAUUCAUUUGUAUAUAACGGAAAACCAUCGCAGCAAAGACACUAUCCGACUGAUAGUAUGACGUCUUCAGCUACAUCUCAUAAGCAUUCUACUGCAGCGACAAAAACAAUUAGGAAAAAUCACUCUGAGUCACCGGAUAGCGGUGCGAAAAAUUCGAACCCGGGAAAAGGAAAUAACGAUAGUUCCGAAGCCUUUAACAAUACGGGAGAAGAUAAUAACCAAACUCUCAAUGAUGAAGUGAACGGUAUGCAAAAAGUUAGAGCUGAUUGUAAAGUGGAAGAACUAAGUGAAUUGAGAACGAAAUGUGAAUAUCUGGUAAGAAGUUGUAUCGGUGGUCUUAUUUUACAAAUGAUCGAUCAAUCAUUUAAGGAAAUGGAAGAUGAAAUGAAUAAAGCAGUUUGUUGGUAUUUAACUUGUGAGCGUUAUUGGGAGGAUGGACCCUUAGAACCACGUGCCUUUCCUUGGGGUCUAAUACUUAUUUUAGUAUUCGUUUUAUCCACGGGAAUUUGUUUUUGUUACUACAUUAUAUGGAUAUUAUUUGAUUCCGAAGAGACGACAAUCAAUGCCGCCAAUCAUCAGCAAGUAUACCUCAGCAGCACCUACCCACCACAGCCACCGCCGCAGAGCGCACAACCCCACACGCAAGAACUAUACCAUUACCAAGAGUUUCCCACUACAGGCAUUCAUCAUGGUAUGACGAGCGACGGGCCUCCGAACACUACCCAAUUCUACUAUCAACAGCAGCAACAACAAACACAGGCACAGAUGGGGCACGAUAUAUACCCCGAACCAGUGCUAUACGAUUAUCGCCACAGUCCUCGACGUUACAUAGGCGAUCAGCGUCGGCCGGGUACCCCUACGGUUACAAUGUCGGCCGGCGUAGGCGUUGGACAGACACCGCUGCGUCAUCAGCCGACCACGAGCCUGGCGUACCAACAGGACAUUUUAGACCGACGCGACUAUAUAAAUAGACCUAUAGCUACCACUGCUGUAACCAGUGUUAAUAGCGUUACAAAUAUAGGACCAAAUGCAGCAUCUCUAGCUACGCAUCAUCACUCGCAACAAUUGGACUGUGAUAGCUCAUUGUUGGCUGGUAUUAGUGGUGCUACCGCAGCAGGAGGUGUAAAACAUUAUAAUACUAUACCUCGCCCCCUGGAAUCACGUCAACGUUAUGUAAGCGGUUCACAACAAUCAUUACGCGCCUCCUCGUCCACACACGAGAUCAUACAAAAUGAAGUUGGGCACAAUGAACACUACAUUUAUGUAACCUAUCCGCCGGAUUUAAAAAAAUGUUUCUUUGAAAAAUAUGAAUGAGUUUAAAUUAUUAUGUUUUUCAUAUUUAAAAAAAUUAUGUUUCUCUAAGAACACAAAUAUAUUUGUAAAACACAAAAAAAAAAAAAAAAAAUAUUCUAAUAUAAACCAAAGAUUAUCAUUGGCAAGAAAUAUAAAAUGAAAGUCCUAAACACUCGUAUAUGAAUGAAUCGAAUCUUUGUUGGUAGA
Glossina fuscipes is the source of this 2731-nucleotide messenger RNA. RefSeq lists its product as uncharacterized. The record is from RefSeq and is a predicted model, not a curated record. Lineage: Eukaryota; Metazoa; Arthropoda; Insecta; Diptera; Glossinidae. The coding region runs from base 581 to 2545 and encodes 654 amino acids. The transcript is spliced from 8 exons.